Messenger RNA from Arctia plantaginis, 1617 nucleotides. Lineage: Eukaryota; Metazoa; Arthropoda; Insecta; Lepidoptera; Erebidae. The record is from the annotation of a GenBank genome assembly.
AUGAAGCAAAUUGUAGUGUUUAGUAUUUUUCUGAUCGCAAUUGUGGCCCAAGUGUUUACUUUUCAAUUUUGUAAUGAUUCCAUGGCACCUGACGCCGUGUCUCAGCAGCUUGUAGACUUCAGAAGACGACAUCCGAGACCAGUAGGAGUGCUGACGAAAAUAACAGGAAGACCACUGGAUAUAAGAGACACGGUUACAUUAAAUACUGACAUAUUCACCAACAUUAAUUUUUUCCGACUGAAUUCUCAUCAAGAUAGGGAAAGAAUACCUGAACGUCUUGUUCAUGCGAAAGGAGUUGGUGGGUUCGGAUAUUUUGAAGUUACUAAUGAUGUAUCCAAAUAUACUAAGGCUGAUGUAUUCAAUGGUAUCGGAAAAAGAACUCCACUUGUAGUACGUUUUUCUACUGCUAGACAAAACCGCGGUGGAUCUGAUAUAGACAGAGAUGCAAAAGCGCUUGUUGUAAAAAUGUACACCGAGGAAGGCAAUCUGGACUUUAUAACUUUUAAUAUACCUGUUUUCGUAUAUAGAGACCCGAUAGAUUUCCGUUCAUUCAUUCGUGCUUUUAGAAGAAAUCCUCGAACCCAAGUGUUUGAUAAUACCAUGCAAUGGGAUUUUCUGACAUUAAAGCCGGAAUCACUUCAUGCUAACUUGUGGCUUAUGUCAGAUCUUGGCUUACCAGAUGGUUUUAGGAAGGCAAAUUAUUUUCCAUUUCAUACAUAUGAAAUAUAUAAUAAAGAAGGCAAAAGAUAUUUCGUUAAAUUUAAUUUCCGAACGGAAAUUGGUUUGUUUAAUCUAACCAAUACUCAAGGAAGUGUAUUACGUUCUGAGGAUCCUGACUAUUACAACAGAGAUUUAUAUAAUGCUAUAGCGAACAAAAAUUACCCAGCUUGGAGGCUAGAGAUGGAUAUUUUAACAAAAGAGGACCUGACAAGAGUUGAUUUUGACCCUUUUGAUAUGAUCAGAUUGUGGAAAAGAGGCAGUUAUCACACUGUUACCAUAGGAAGACUCGUUUUAAAUAAAAACGUUGAUAAUCACUUUAAAGAUACAGAGAAAACUGGUUUUAAUCCUGAUAAUUUAGUCCCAGGUAUAGCAGGACCUCAUGAUGCUAUGUUCAGAGCUCGAAAGCUUUUCUAUCUAGACGCGCAGAACUAUCGUCUGGGAGCAAAUGCCGCCAACACACCAAUUAAUGCUCCUUUGUAUAAAAAAACAUACAGUCGAGACGGAGUUGCACCGGUGUUGGAUAAUAUGAAGGACGCACCAAAUUAUUAUCCAAACUCUUUCAAUGGCCCUGUACCCUAUGUAGAUGAAAGUCGACCAAAAGAUUUACCUAUAAUUUUGCAGACCACUGCGAUUGACCUACAACCAUUGGCGGAGUUUUAUAACGAAAUUCUAGAAAGUGAUUCACAUAGACAAAGGGUUGCAGAAAAUGUAGCUAACACUAUGCUGAAUAUACCUCAUGAUCUUGAAAAAAGAGCUUUGCUCUUAUUGACACAAGUAGAUAUGGACUUGGGUAGCCGUGUGUCAGCUGCAUUAGAAGCAUUGAAGAUGGUAUCUCAAACGGAAAGGCUUGAUCAGAUUACACAGUGUUUUGCCAAUGCAGAUCGAGAAAAAUAUUAG